Messenger RNA from Ectocarpus siliculosus, 108 nucleotides. The record is from the annotation of a GenBank genome assembly. Lineage: Eukaryota; Phaeophyceae; Ectocarpales; Ectocarpaceae.
AUGCUGGCGUCGGUGGUGUUCCCGGGCUUCACGAUCAACCGUUGGGUGGCCUUCGUAGAGUACCUGCUUCAAGCCUCCGACCUGGAGUCGCAGCCCCGUGCUACAUGA